Staurois parvus is the source of this 356-nucleotide messenger RNA. The record is from the annotation of a GenBank genome assembly. Lineage: Eukaryota; Metazoa; Chordata; Amphibia; Anura; Ranidae.
UGUAAGGAACCUCCUGGCGGCACCUCUAGCAGCCCACUGGUCAGGCGUCCCCAGAGCGCGGAGUCUAAGUUCCGGUUCACUUGUUCACCAGGGCUCCUGAUGGUGGGGAUGGACUUGGAGUGCACCGAAACCAGGUUGCGGCUGCUGGGUAUACCCACCAGUGAUAGAGGGGUUCGCAGAGGUCCCUGCAGGGUCAGAGCCUGAUGUGAGGAGGCCGGGAGACCCCGACGGGAUGGAUGGAUGAGCGAGUGCAGGGUCAAACAAGCCGAGUCGGGAGCCAUGGGGUCGGUGCGGUACAAAGCAGCGGGCAGAGAAUGGUCAGGUCACACGCCAGGUUCAGCAACGGGAGGUCCAAU